Messenger RNA from Xyrauchen texanus (razorback sucker), 3128 nucleotides. RefSeq names its product BLOC-3 complex member HPS4-like. Bases 543 to 2453 code for a protein of 636 amino acids. Gene Ontology annotation, biological process: vesicle-mediated transport. The record is from RefSeq and is a predicted model, not a curated record. The transcript is spliced from 12 exons. Lineage: Eukaryota; Metazoa; Chordata; Actinopteri; Cypriniformes; Catostomidae.
UCUCACAUGACUUUUCUCUUGUGACUCACAUUCCUUCUCUUAAACGACAUUUAAUAGUUGCAUGUACUGUGCGAUCAUGUUUAUUUCAGUUAAUAAUGAACAUUUUACUGAUGUUUGGCUAAUCCUGAGAUUGGGUAGCGUAAAAUAAUAGUUAAUAGAGGCAGGCGAUUCACAACGUAGUUCAGGAACUCGAUUGAAGUUGAAUGACACAAGUGCAGUUUGUCUGCAAGACACCUACGAUCACCAAUGGCUGAGACAGCUGCAUUGACGGAUUCAAGACGGUGAGAAUAAUAUGAUUAUGCCUUUCCUUCUUCCUCUAUGAUAGUUCAAAGGUGCAAGAGGAGGGGGACCUGACCAGAAAUGGGAUAUGCUACUUUUAUCCUGAGGAUGUAAGAGAUCAAGGCCCCUUGAGAAAUCAAGGCAAUUAGACAAGUGUAGAGAAACAACAGUACACACCGCAUCAGCAUAGGAUGCUGUUUUAGAAAUAAACCUUCAUAACAACUUCCAAUGGCUAUUUUCUAUUUUCAUUAGACUUUGAAUGCAUGAUAGUGUGUGCGCUGCUCUUACAGACGCCAAUGGACCAACAGGAGCUCCUUUGUGGGCAGCUGGCCGGUGUGUGUCGGUGUGUGUCUGAAAUGUCCUCAUCACCCGUACGUCUGCUUCGUCUGCGCAAAAGCAAAUAUGCGGUUCGCAUGAAGGAUCAAUUUAUUUGGGCUUUAAGCUGUGUGGUAGAUAUUCCAGAUGUGAGUAUAUGUGACUUCCUUGAUCAGCUGAUUGACCUCUUCUGUUUCUAUAACGGACCAGUGCGGCGUAGCUACCAGUUGUACAGUGAGGAGGAGUUGGCACUACAAUGGGCCAGAUACCUCUCUCACCUGCAGGGCGGCUCCACUGAGCUGCACAACAUCUUCAGCUGCCUGAGGACAAUUGACUCCACACAUAUCGAUCCACUGCUGUUGCUGAAGGCUGCCCUCAUUCUACAAGCAUGUCAGCGAUGUCCUCUUGUGUUAGCAGGCUGUAUUCUGUACAGGGGCAGGGUGGUGAGCACUCAGAUGCCUCCUGGUCUGACAGUGAAGGUGAUGGUAUAUGAGACAGAAACAUACAGCCAGGAUUACAGGGUGAUGGCCAAUGGCCUGAGCUCAUCUGUGGGCACACCACCGCCCUUCACAGUAACCACACAGGUGUUCCUAACACCCACUGAACUGCAGAUGCUGCGCUGCUCCCCAGUGGAUAGAGCAUGCAGGUCUCACUGCACUCAACCUCCAUGUCGUCCCAGGGGCAAGUCCCGCCUCCUGUCACGCACUUUAUCUGACACCCCAAUCAUAGAGACUGACUCUUCCAACUUAGACCCCACCCAGUGUCCUCCACCCUCCUAUCAGACGAUGCCAUCCUCUGCACGCUCCUCCCUCUCUGAUGAGCUUGUUUUGAGCUCCUCUCCCACAUUGGUUUACACCCCCCUUCACUCUAGUCUUAUGAACCAAUCAGAGUAUUUCACACCUGAGUCACAUGACCACAGCAUGCCUAAUGGAACAAACUUGGGUAAGGUAAAAGAACAGAGUUUGACAGGAAGUCUGACAGGCCUGAACAUUGAGGAAGCAUGCCAGGAUGUUGAUGAAAAGUUGGAGUCAGGGAGUAUCAACUCUGAGUCAAAAUCUAAAAGUGAAGGUUUAAGUUCAGACCAGGAAAGUGGAGCACUAACCAAUGGGUAUCAAUCAGAUGACUCUUACCAUGACAACCAGAUUGACAGGACUGAAGGAAAGAGGCUGGACACUAACAAUUAUGUGGCCAAUAAAAAUGACGCAUUCCAAGGAGAGACAGAGGAAGAGGCAAGACGAAUGAGUGAGCAAGUAGUAGGAGAAGAACAAAGGUUGAAGCAGAAUGCAAAGAGCAAAUAUGACCCUCCAAAUGUCUCCCCACCCCAUGAGACCCUAGCAGGUGCCUCUCUAGUACCGACAAUACUGUACCAGCACAGAGUCAGAGGCCUGGUACUAGCCCUGCUGGUAGAGCCAGAAUUCAACACCGACCCCACCGCCAGAGAGGAAGUGUAUCACAGCAGCUUGGCAUCUCUGAAUGGGCUUGAGGCUCACUUGAGGAAUAUCUCUCCUGGGACCCCCAGCCCACCAGGGCCGUACACUUUUGCCCACUAUGACUGCAUUCAGAACACUCUCACUACUAAUGUAUGUGGUCACUCGGCUGGGCCUCAGGAUCGCUCCUUUGUGAGGGCCACUGCGCUGCUCCAUUCCCAUUUCUCACACACAGACACUCUACAUGAAGCUAUUGUCAGGAAUGCUGGCUCGGCAGUAUAUGGAACCCGUACUACGGCCCAGGAGACGUAUUUUCUCCAGCAGGGAACACCUGUCAGAAACUCUGGGAGUCCUGAUGCUCAGGACAGUGCCUUCUCCUUACCCAGAAAAGCCCGUCAGCGACUCCUUAAACAUGGAGUUAACCUGCUUUAACUGGGUCCAGUUUAAAUCUCAGUCCAUUGAAUCUCCUUUUAAGUUCCUUUUAUAAUUUCAUAGACUUACACUGUUUUUAUCUUGCUCAUACCACUAAUAGAGUAAUACUGUUUCUUUGUGGAACUAUGUUUCACAUUUCACAAUUCAUUCAUUUCAUCAUAAACAGUAAAGGGUCAAAUGCACUGUCACCAUAAAUGGUUUUAGCACUAAAAUACAGAAAUGUGUCUCUAAUUUGAUGCUGUGGUUCUGCUGUAAGCGCUUGCUAUUUAAUCAGUGAUUAUUUUAACACACAUAGAGAAAAGGAGCCUGAUUUUAAAAGUGAUGCAAACCAUUCAGUAUUAUAGAUAGAUGUGUAGACAUAGUAAUUAUUUAACCUUUUUUUUUUUGUUUGUUUUUUUAAAUGGAGCAGAAUUGUUAUUGAAUAUGAAUAAACAUCCUUUGGUAAACCAGUUUGAGACUCUGUAGAGAUGGUUGAGAUGCAUUGAGUAAUGGUCAACCGAUGGAGGAUUUUGCUGAUAAUGAUAACCUAGGCUGAUAUCCCGUUAUUCGGCUGAUUUAAAAAAAUAAAGCUUAGUCUUUCCUUACUAAGAUGGGCAAAGACAGAGGUUAGAAGAGUCCAGAAUGAAUAAAAUCACUGAUGCUGUUUAUUGUGCUACCACAAUUCCAAUUAUAACC